Athalia rosae (coleseed sawfly) is the source of this 6674-nucleotide messenger RNA. RefSeq lists its product as uncharacterized. Bases 651 to 1664 code for a protein of 337 amino acids. The record is from RefSeq and is a predicted model, not a curated record. The transcript has 10 exons. NCBI's taxonomy places the organism in Eukaryota, Metazoa, Arthropoda, Insecta, Hymenoptera, Athaliidae.
GAAAUUACUUUUGAUUUCUUUGAUUCCCUCGGAACUUUCUCGUGCUGCUGAAGUAGUUUUGGGGUGGCAUUUUAUUUGGCAAUGAACCCGACGUCAAUGAUAACGCUUCCUAAUAAUUUUUCGGCGUUUGAAAGACGGCGAAAUUACUCCAUUUGGAGAAUGGUAUCCAGGUCAUCGUGACGAGCCGGCGUACCGACAACCUUGAAAAUUUUUUUUCAAGGAACGAGGAAGACAUAACGAAAUGUUCGGUGCGCGCCCCACCAUGCACCUGGAGACAGAGAUUUUGGGGGUUCGCCGCACGAUCGAAGUCUGUGGAUCGUUGAGAUCGAAGCCAGCGGUCGAUCCCUCUGACCGUUCUCUCACCCUAUUGGUCAAUGCAUCACGAGACACCCUCACUUCCCCCACACCGCACCUGCAACCAGCAAGUCCCAACAAGUCCGGAUGAGUCACAACUCGCGUUCGCUUUCGUCGCGUUUACAUACAGUCUGCCUGCAGCAUCAACGACAAGUGCAUGGGGUUUAUUCGCGCGCUCAAGUUUUUCGUGAAAAACUGUAGAAAAAAAUUGAAAAAAUAUAUAUAUAUACAUAAAUGUUUACGUAGUGAUUGGAUAGUGAAGUUUCAUCUGAAAUCUCCAAAAGGCAACCGUCACCAUGCGGGCAGUAAUGAUUUGGACUAAUGCCGUAUUGGUAUUCAUGCAGUUGAUUUCGACAACAAUUGCGCAAAGUGACUGUAACGACGAUAAAGACUGUUUACAAAAUCAGUACUGCUACGAGGCUAGUAAACUGUGUGCAAAUUACACGAUAUGCAUGAGAUACAAUAGAUUAGAGGGUUCGAAACCAGCGCGCCAUGGACGCCAGUGCGGAGCCUGCCUUGAGGGGUAUUCUGCGGUGAAAAUAACAGAAUCCAAUCAAUUGGAAGCAGAAAGCUGCACCAAGAAUGCGAUUGUUCAUAACGAAAAUAACGAUCGGAACACCGGAAACAACCAGGACGGCGAUAAUGUCAUGGAAAAGAUUCAGUAUCAUUGGCUGGUUGUUCUGUUCGUCGGUUUGAUCAUUUCUGCAGCCUCUUGCGGAUUUGUAAAGCUCUUCUCACGGUGCAAGAAUCGGGACCUAUCUGCUGACACAGAGAGCAAUUCUUCCCGUAUCACACAGACGCCUACCGAGGCUAGCGCACCUCCGCUUUCUGUGAGCCAAAAUAACAACAAUUAUCCCUUCACUUACGGUAACCUGGAAGAAGGUGUCCCGUUAACGUACACCGUCAACUCAGAAGUCCCGGUGAAGGCUCGCGCUUUUUGUAAUCCGGACUGGGUUCAGGCAGAUCCGACCUACAACAGAGAGGGAAAUUUCGCGAUCGAGCCCGCGCACAAUAACCCGCCUUCAAAUGACGAAGACACUGUUCCAAGUUCAUGGACACCUGGAGAAGUCACAGUCUCUGUAUCCAAUCGGCCUUUCUCUGGACUCACAAGUGAACAACAUGACAACACCACUAACUUGGCCCUAGACAGACUUGUUUGCCCACCGUCCACAGAUAGCCAAGCGAAUCACGAAGAUAGGCAAAACUUCAAUGACGCAAACCCAGCUGAUAGACGAGGAAAUCAUCUCCAACAGAUAAAUAUUUCAAUCAACCAACAUAUCAACCAAUCAAAUUUCUCUAAUCAUAAUUGACUAUUGGCAUCUAACCUAUAACUAUUUCUCUACUGGUUAUGAAUUUCUCUGUUCAUGAAAUAACUCAGGCCAAAGAUUUUUUCGAUUCUUGAGUUGUUGGAAUUUUGAGCUUUUUGUUGCAUCGAUAUAACUAUAACCGUACGCCCCUAAUUUUUGAGCUUGCAAGACAUCACGAGUAACUAGCCAAUAACAGCACAUGGCUACGUGAAGUUCUAGAAUUGUCAAAAGUCCUAGACGCAUCAGUGUAUGUACACUUGGCUUAAUUAUAAGUGGCAUGGUUAGACACUACGCGAUGACAUUGACGUACGAUCGAUGCGGGUCGAACCGCUCGCGAUUGCUACCUUCGCUGCGCACUGCUGUAAAUUUCCUCUAGGGAUAUUUUGUGCCAACCUAAAUCUCAUCGCGUAAUGACUAGCUACAUCACUUAUGAUUGAGCCAAGUGUACUUACGUACCUACGAACUCGAGAUCCGGUACUCACGAAUUCAAUCAUGCGUCGAAAUAUGUCUUCAUUGGAAGAAACGUAUCUCUUUGAACAGAAAUGUUCCUCUACAUCGCUUUCAAGCUAAAAUCUACAAUUAGGGCAAGAUUCGGGUAUAUCGAACUUCAGAUUUCAGGUUUCAAAAACAAUUUUAACAGAGAGCCUCUUCUCCGACGUAAGUGUGAAUUCGUUGAGUGAUAUGAUCGAUUGCAAGUUCCUCCGGGUCUGUACAAUUGAUAGUGGCAUUCAAUACUUAAAUAACCAUCAGCAUCAAGUCUCAAUUUUGCUUGGUGCCGUAAAUUUUCUAUGAAAUUUUAUGCAUGAUUUGUAUUGUUUCGCAUAACAUAUAUUUCGUUUGUCUAUCAAUAUCGACCAUCAAGGAAACAAAAUAGUAUUACGACAUUCAGGAUAAUUUCCUAUUAGCGUUAAACGCUUUACUCAAUUAAGUUAUUUUUUUCACAAUUACCGCUAAUUUUAUCUAACGUUCACCAUUAUUUCCAUGUUUUUUUUUUUAUGUAUAUUCUGUUUGAUGAUUAUUCUUAAUGAGGAUAAGAGAGCAGUUCGGUCUGCUAAGUCGGAUCGUUGUUGAUGAAUUGUAGAUUAAAUUUACGGAGAUUUCAUUGAUAACGAUAAAAAAAAAAUUGUCGACAAUAAAUGAUUGGAAGUAUCCAAUUUUGCGAUCAAGUAUCAUCAUAAUUUCGAUUUCUAAUCGCUCAAUUGUUCUCCGCGAUUUACUUGAAACCGGUGAAUAUGAAAGCGAUCACAUUUCACACAAUAAAAUAGUUGACAGAAUCAGAACCUACUUGAACUCAUCAAUUCCGUACGGUAGGCGUUGCAUCAUUGACUUAUUCUCCUAAAUGCACAGAUGGUUUUACCUACGUUUAACUUAUAUUACUUGAAACGUUCAUUUCCACCACUGAUCGUAACUUGCGUGAUUGAGUUUUUGUUUUACCCUUAACAGCAGAUUUUCCUUUCGUGUAUAGCUAAAUUUAAUUCAAUUAGUAGUUUUCGAGACAUCGGGCCUGAGCAAUUGUAAUUAGAUAAUCACUCUGUACAAUUCUGGAAAGCUCCUGAUAUUUUCAGAAACCUUAUUUUUGGUAUUUGUAGAAUCAAUUGAACCGAUCAUAAACUAAUUUUCUCAACAUUCGAAGCAUCCCUCAUGUAUUUUACGAAAAUUAUUCCUGAUAAAACGGUGAGAAUGUUUGUAAUGAUAAUCAAGGAAACGUGAAAGUAGAAGUUGUAAGUUCGAAUAUUUGCUCAAAUGAGAGUUCUGUCGCGGAUUUGGAUACUUGACUUAUAGAUGGAUUGUGUCUCUCUUUGUAUUAGCUAUUAAAUGACUUUGAUAACAUUUUUGUACUUUCAUACAUAUAGUCCUACUUUUUUCUACUGUUUUUCACAAUCAGAGACACUUGUUAUUGGUAUUAUAUAUUAUUACGUCGUAUCCAGCCGCGUAACCUGUGAAUUGAUCGUAGUUAUAAAUUUAUCACUAAAAUAAUAACGAAACAAAACGAUCUCGUGCGAUCUAUUUAGAGAACAAAUGUUUCACAACAUUUGAUAUUUCACUUGUGAUCGCCGUCAAUUAUUAAUCAAAUAGUAAUUAUUUAUACUAUUAGAAAUUGUAUAAUAGAAUCAUAAUCAUAUUUAUUAUGUUUAAAAUGUUCAACUGAGAUUGGAUAUAAUGUCACUUACAAUUAGAAUGAAAUAUAUUGUUAAUUCGAAGCGAACCUCACUAUGUAAUCAUAGUCUUAAUUAUAAAUCAUGCAGACUAUUUUUAUAUAUCUCGUCCUCAUUUAUCGAAGGAUUAAUUAUGUUGCAUAUUUUCUAAAAUAAAAUAAAAUUUUAUCGGGAUGGAAACACAAGAGCGAUAUUGUUAUAUGCUUAUAGAGUCGGUGAUUGGUAUUAUCACGAGACGAUUUUAAAUCUUAAAUUUGGAACCCACCAUAGGUGGGAAGUGUUCGAGUAUUGCUACAUCGCGAUACUCAUUGUACGCGUGAAUUGUAAUUUGACGUUAUUAUCAUAUAUUAAAGAAUGUUACAUAUGGUUUAAGACUACAUUAUUUAAUUGAACAUCACAAAUAAUACUCGUGACUGUGCUGUAACCACAAUAUUUGACCCUUGAUUGUAUGCCGAUUUUCCACCCCUUGAAUUGUACAGCGACUGUACUUGAUAUAAAAUGAUUUAUUAAUCAAUUGUUAAUUAACAUGAUUGUACACUUUUUUAUUUCGUUCGAAAACAAUCUUAAAAUUUAUGCAUUCUAAACAAUUUACGUUCUAUGAGUGAUCCGCCAUCUACAAUUUGCCCAAAUUCAGAAUCAUGAACAACUUUUCUCAUUUCCAUUUCGCAAGUCGAAAUGAUCAAAAUCUAACGAUCAUGCGUCUUAAUAUCUACUUUGUAUUUUCUUAAGAACAUGUUCGGAAAACGGAAAAACUGAAAAUUGUAAAUGAUAUACCAGUAAGCUUUAGAGUAUGAUUACUGCAAGAUGGUGUGCUUUGAAGACUACCAAAGUUGUUGCAAGUACCAUUGCAGGCUACUCUUUCAAAAACUUGCGGUCUAUAUUUGCAGUAAAAUCAGAAUAUGUGACGCUAAGUUUGCGUGUGUUUACUCGUAAGAUUUCAGACAACCUGGCUUUACGACUGCCUCUUAUACUUCACUGCAAAUAUAGAUCGCAAGUUUUUGAAAGAGUAGCCUCCAAGGAUACUUGGCGGCUCUUUUUUGCCUCUGGUAAGUUUCUGGCGUUUAUUUUACUAUUUUUUUGUGCUAUUCAAAUAGCAUAUUUGGGAAACCAGCAUGAGAAUGAAUAGAUUCAAACAUGAUUCGAAUCAUAAAUAGCGCGUUUAAGCAAUUUCACAAUAAUGAAAUCAAGUAUUAUUCGUCAAAAAUAGUUAUCCGUUACGAGCGGAGAAUUGAUACGACAGAAAUGUUAGCGCUUACAGCAAUGCGAUAAGUAAAUAAGAAAAUAAAAAAGUACAAGUACAAAAAAUAUGCACCAAUAAAUAGUUGAUAUUGAUUGCAGAUACUCACGAACAUGCAUUGCGACAACGUUUGACGAUGCAGACACCGUUACAAAAUAACGACCCGAUCGUUAACGAGGAUGGUCCGCUAUGAAGACCCUUUACUGAAAAGGGUCUCUACUCCGCUAGUUACCGAUGCGUGGCGUCUGCUGGUGGCAAAUAGUAGAAACACAACACCAUGCGUCAUACGAUAAUGAAUUCGUUGAUACAAUACAUAUAGAUUCAUGCACCUCAAUUAUUAAUUUUGCUCAAACUUAUCAACGCGACUCCGGAUUUCCACGAAAAUCAAUAGGCUUCGAAAGUACGAUGGCAAAAAUCUCUGUAUCAAAUUUGAAAGAAAUCCGUGCUACGAUUCGAAAGACACCAGUGUCCCAAGCUAGAGUAUGCGAAGGAAAAAAAGAUUGUUUUUUCACUAACUUUGACGAUUGAUAUUUCAACAACCGCUCGACAGAUCUGGAUCAAAUUUUGCCUGUAAGGUCUUCCGUACGAGAACUCUCCGUAUUACAAAAUAUAUUCGAUUUCAUUGAAUAGUUCUCGAGAUACAAUAGACUAGUAACAGAUAUAUUCUUGGCUAGCGACUGACACUAUUGGCGGCGAUUCGCUGCAGCAAAUCUCGACAUUGUAAUGAUAAUAUUGCGUUCUCAGAUUUAUGAAAUAUACGGAAAAAUAAGACUAAUUGGACCACUCUAUGUGAUCUAUAUCGGUUGCCUUGUCUACAUGCUUAUACUUUGUUCUGUUCUUUCUUCUUCAAUUUGCCUGGUGAAUUGAACCUUCGAUCAGGCGAAUCAUUCGCAUCUGAUUUCUAUACAUAGCCUCGCUUGUCCGGUGGGGCUUAGUUCCAAUGCUGACCACCGACUAGCGUUGAAGUCAACGAGUUGGUUACGUAAACGAUAUAGUGAUCACGUACACGCAUAAAGGCCGACACCCUUAACCGGUGCCGACAAGCAACCAGAGGCAGGUCACAGCCCGAUUCGAAAUUAUUGUUUUUUAUAAUUCGAAAAUUGGUAAAGAUGGAACCUUGGAAUCGCUUCAAGACUAUCGGCAAAUUUGUAUUCUGGGAAAUUAUAUAUCCACGUGUUUGGCGAGGCUUGAUAGAUUUUAUUUUCGACCGAGGAGCACCGUAUGUCAAAUAAAAUCCGGUGGCCGAGCUUGGAAACUCAAAAGAUGUCAUUGUAAUAUUUCCAUCAAGCUCAUGUACUGUUUACUCAACUGGUAAAAUGUUCCAACCUCCGAAUUGGGUUACAUGUGAUCCUGACUACCCCGGAAAAGAAACCAACAAUCUUCUUGCAUCAGACCAAAAUGUUCCUCCACAAGAUUUUCCACAACAUGACUGAUAAAAAAAAGUUGUGGUUGAUAACAAAUCAAGAGACUCGGUAUAGAGUCUCGCGCCAAGUACAUUCAAAAUAACGGGCGCGCACUACUCAUGGCGGUUUAUUAUUUACUCCAUAUUCAAAUGUAUAUUAUAUUCAAUAUUUUGUAUGCAAUAUUUCGUAUUCAAUAUAUGAUGAACUGUUAAGUAUG